Messenger RNA from Arabidopsis arenosa, 1592 nucleotides. The record is from the annotation of a GenBank genome assembly. Lineage: Eukaryota; Viridiplantae; Streptophyta; Magnoliopsida; Brassicales; Brassicaceae.
AAAAAUACUCUAAAUAAUCAAAAGAGCGAUUUUUUUUUCCUGGGUCUCUCUCUGGUGGUGACGAUCGAAGAGAGUUCACGGAUUCAUACAAGGAUUAAAUAAAUCAUUCCGAAAAAUAAAUCGAAUCGAAAUCGAAGCGUAAGGAAUUCGGGAGAGUGAUUUUUGGGUUCGAAUUUUUGUGGUUGAUUCAUAAGAAAGCAAAAAAAAAAAGGGUUUUGAGAUUUGGGUUGUUUUGAUUUCGAUUUUGGUUAUGGGUUUAGGUAAUAAGGGUAACAAAUUCAAUUUCGGCGAUAAUGAUCUCGCCGACGAAGGUAGUGCUGCCGAUGGCGAUUCUCGCGACGAAGGUGAUGGUUUUGGUUCUGUUGCGUGUUCGAUUUGUCUUGAGACUGUUGUUAAAAACGGCGAUCGAGCUUGGGCUAAUCUUCAAUGUGACCAUCAGUUCCAUCUUGAUUGUAUUGGUUCUGCUUUCAAUGCAAAGGGAGUGAUGCAAUGCCCCAACUGUCGGAAAGUAGAAAAAGGCCAGUGGCUUUAUGCAAAUGGUUGCCGUACAUAUCCUGAAUUCAAUGUCGAGGAUUGGGUUCACGAAGAAGAUAUUUAUGAUAUUGGAGCAUACUCUGAAUUGUCUUUUGGAGUUCACUGGUGCCCAUUUGGAAGCUCAGCCCGUCUUCCUUCUUUCGAGGAUGGAGAAUUUUCGCCGAGUUCAUAUCACGAUCUUUUGGGACAGCAAGGUUACUAUACUGAACCAGCAGCGCCAACUGCAGGUCAUCCAUGUCCAUAUGUAACCUAUUUUGGCCCGGUUCAUUCGUCUUCCUCAAGCAGUGGUGGUGCUGCAGGCGUUUCAGACAGUUCAAGUUUCAGUAGUCACUGGAACACUGGCUCUUCGGUUUCUGGUGAAGUCCCAACUCCAUAUGGUUUCCCUGUGGAUCCGCACUAUCACGGCUGGGAUUAUCACCCGCCUCCACCCCCACCGCCACAGCAUUUCUCUGCUUCUGGCCCUCAUGUGGGUAGUCCAACUCAGCCCACGCCUCCACCAGCUGCUGCGAGGACUUCUCGAACCAACGGCUCAGAUGUGAUCAGACCCAGACCGCCACAUUUCACCCGUCCAUUUCAUGGUCACAGUUCCAGUGGUAGAGCGGGUAGCUCGGUGGCAUCUGUUCCGAGGACACCACCAUUUCCAGGAAGCAACGCUCGGACCCGCGACAGAAUGCAGGCUCUUCAAGCAUAUUACCAACAGUCUUCUGCACAGUCACACCAGCCGGAUUCGCCUAUAGUCUCUCGAGGACCUGUAUUCCCGUCUGGCCGGAGGCCCGCUAGAGGAAUAGCUUCCGGGAUGGGAUCAACAUCAUCUUCUUCGGAUCAGGCAGGCGGGAGUGGUUUUAUCCGGUUUAACAUAUGGGAGAGAGAUCCUUAUAUGCAAUCACAACAAGCCUACUCGGUUAAUCAGAUGGACAGAGAACCAAACAUUUGGACAUCUUCAUUUAACGAAGGAUCAGGAAGCUUCCAUCAGAGGCACGGUGGCGGAGGAGGAUCAUCGUAAGAACUGAGUCAGUACCCGUCGAGAUUCUCACCGGUCGGGCAAUUCUCAUGAUGGA